Molecule: messenger RNA, 1284 nt
Organism: Papaver somniferum (opium poppy)
Lineage: Eukaryota; Viridiplantae; Streptophyta; Magnoliopsida; Ranunculales; Papaveraceae
Product: NAC domain-containing protein 105-like
Exons: 6
Coding region: 1-1284 (427 amino acids)
Biological process (GO): regulation of DNA-templated transcription
Molecular function (GO): DNA binding
Source: RefSeq, a predicted model, not a curated record
AUGGAUAAGAAUGAUCAAUCUUACACACUCAAACACAGAGAGACUCAGGCCUCGUAUAGAAGGUUGAGAUCGUUUACAGGACAGGCUAUCAAAGAGAGACAGUUAGACUUGACUGACAGAAUCCAUGCAGAGGGAUCCUCAUCCUCGGCAGCUACACAGGUACACGCACCUGCACCGGAAUUAGCACAACCCUAUCGCGAACCUGGUUGGAUAUUUCGACCCAAUGAUUUUGAGAUGGUUAAAUAUUUUCUUCCUUGGAAAUCUUCUAAUCAACAAAUACCAUAUUAUCCAAUACAAGAAGCAAAUAUAUAUCACUGUGAUCCUUUCAAACUCUUAGACGAUUACAGGGAACAUGCCGUAGAUGGAAAAGAUUGGUACUUUUUCACAACUAGAGAAAGAAAAUAUCCAAAUGGGGACCGACCAAGACGCGAUACCGACGGUGGUAUGGGAUAUUGGAGAGCUGCCGGGGAAUUUCAUAAUAUUCUUGAUACAGAUGGAGAAACUCAGAUUGGUGUUAAAUAUACACUAGAUUAUUACAUAGGGAAGCAAAGUGAUACCAAUCCAGUAAAAACUAAUAUCAAAAUGCAUGAGUAUGUCCUGGAAACAAAAGAUAACAGUCAUGCUGAAACUAGAAAGAGAAAUAAGGAGUCUAAAGAUGGCAAUAACAAGAAGAGGAAGAAAGUCGACGAAAAAAGUCCAAAGCCGUUUCAUGCGCUGGCACUGUGUAAGAUUUAUAUUAAUAGCAGCGAGUUGCAAGAACCUGCAGAGGUAGAAGCAAAUCCAGAACCAAACAUAGAAGCGAAUCCAGAACCGCCCAUCGUCAAUAUAGAUUCUGCUGCUGGCCCUGCUGGUGAUGAAAUUUUUAUAGAUAUCAAUGAAUUAUUUCCAGAAUAUGGGAUGGAAUUACCAGUUCCACAACCCGACCUUGAUCAGGUCAUGACGUGGAUUCGGGGCAUAGCCCCUGCUUGCUUUGCCAAUGAUAACCCUAGUAAGAAGGCCUCGUAUUCUUCCAAGUUGUUAUCGCAGUGGAAAUCCAGUUUGAAUCAAUGUGAGAAGACUUCAACGGAUGGGGAUACUAAUAGCACGCCCGCUCCACCAAUAUCAUUGCUAGGAGUGGCAGAUCCAUCAAAGUACAUAAACCAUAUUUCUUCUUUAAUAAUCGAAAUUUCUGGAAACUCACCUGGCACGUCUUCAAGUAGCAUUGUGAUGUCUUCCCCUGGAAAGGCAGUGAGUCUCCCUAUCAAAGCCGGUUUUGAUAGUAAAAAGUUAUGGGAUCAGCUUUAG